Messenger RNA from Zalophus californianus (California sea lion), 1645 nucleotides. Its product is annotated as cell division control protein 42 homolog. Gene Ontology annotation, biological process: modification of synaptic structure; small GTPase-mediated signal transduction. NCBI's taxonomy places the organism in Eukaryota, Metazoa, Chordata, Mammalia, Carnivora, Otariidae. Gene Ontology annotation, cellular component: dendritic spine. The coding region runs from base 915 to 1490 and encodes 191 amino acids. Gene Ontology annotation, molecular function: GTPase activity; GTP binding. The transcript has a single exon. The record is from RefSeq and is a predicted model, not a curated record.
AUUAGAUAAUGGGAUGAUCAUACAACUUUGUGAAUACACUAAAAGCCACUGAAGUAUAAAACAAAAUUGGGAUAAGGAUAUCUAUUCUGACUUCACAAAAUCAUCUUAUAUAAAUAAAUAUGUUUUGCAAAUUCUAAAAAAAAAAAAAGGAAAACCCUUUUCACAGAAGCCAGGUAAAUCCAGUUCCUGUAAUUUACUUUGGAAAACCUCUCUCUCCAAAACGUGUAAGUUAAUGGGAGUAGAAUAUCUUUGUCCAAUGCCAUUAACCAAGGGUGAUCCUGACUCUGUGGGGAGGACAACUUGCUAAUCUGUAACCAUAAAUCAACCAGGAAUUACAUAUUUUUUAUGAUCUGCUCCUUACCUAAGUAUGGUAUGCCAGGUCAUUCAGUGGCACUCUAUUAACAAUCCAACUAUGCACAAUUAUUCUUACAAACAGGUAAACUUUAAGGGAAGGAAACUGACCCCAUGAAAGAGUUGUACAUGGUUGGAUCCUUAACACAUAAAAGAAGUGUUCAAUCAAAAACAUGCCUGUGCAGGAUGUCAAAUCCUAGAACCAUUUAGAUAUCACUUGACUACAAAGAAGUAAUUAAAUGGUCCAAUAAGUACAUUUAAGAUUAUUAUGAUACAGCAAUUUUGAGGGUAUGGUCAAAGUGUCACAAGCCAGGAAGUAAACACAUUAUCAGUCGGACUGUUACAUGAUAUUGGCCUUUACCUUUUGUUUAUCAUUGUAACUUGGCACAUGUUUGUGAAGCAUGUUCUAUCAUGACUCUCUCCCAGGGAAGCAGGGGUAAGUCCUUGAAUUAGAGUCUCUAUCAGAAAUAAAGGGGAAUUGAGUGCUGCCAACGCCCCAGUGGAGAAGCUGAGGUCAUCACCGAAUUUGAAAUAUUUAAAAUGGAUACAAAACUGUUUCAGCAAUGCAGACAAUUAAGUGUGUUGUUGUGGGUGAUGGUGCCGUUGGUAAAACGUGUCUUCUGAUAUCCUACACAACAAACAAAUUUCCAUCUGAGUAUGUACCCACUGUUUUUGACAACUAUGCAGUCACAGUUAUGAUUGGUGGAGAGCCAUAUACUCUUGGACUUUUUGAUACUGCUGGGCAAGAGGAUUAUGACAGAUUACGACCGCUGAGUUAUCCACAAACAGAUGUAUUUCUAGUCUGUUUUUCAGUGGUCUCUCCAUCCUCAUUUGAAAAUGUGAAGGAAAAGUGGGUGCCUGAAAUAACUCACCAUUGUCCAAAGACUCCUUUCUUGCUUGUUGGGACCCAAACUGAUCUCCGAGAUGACCCCUCUACGAUUGAGAAACUUGCCAAGAACAAACCGAAGCCUAUCACUCCAGAGACUGCUGAAAAGCUGGCCUGUGACCUGAAGGCGGUCAAGUAUGUGGAGUGUUCUGCACUCAUACAGAAAGGCCUAAAGAAUGUAUUUGACGAAGCAAUACUGGCUGCCCUGGAGCCUCCCGAACCGAAGAAGAGCCGCAGGUGUGUGCUGCUAUGAACAUCUCUCCAGAGCCCUUUCCGCACAGCUGGUGUCAGCAUCGUCCUAAAAGCAAUGUUAAAUCAAACUAAAGAUUAAAGAUUAAAAUUCGUUUUUGCAAUAAUGACAAAUGCCCUGCACCUACCCACAUGCACUCGUGUGAGACAAGGCCCGUA